CAGUUAUCAGUUAUCAGAUUUUUAAGUCGCCCCCCCCGAAGCAAUUACAUACAUUAAUGUAGAAAGUUCAAUGUUCCAAUAGAGACUAAAGUAUUCAAGUACCUUACUAAAACACACCUUAACUGGACACUUGGCAUGUGAAAGUUGUUUGCCCUCAUACCUACCUACCUACAUGUAACUUACGGCAAGCAGUUCAUAAUCGAAAGUUUCCGUGCUACAACCACGAUCGAGACUACAUCCCGAAUAGAGUGUCUUAGUCUCGAGUUUCUUCAUGUCUUAUUACAUACAUGUAUUCUCCAUCGCUCCCCCAUUCUCCUCAUCUGUAUUACCCUCCGCCGGCACUCAUCCUGAUCCUUUUCUUUUUUUUCCCUAUCAAGUUUUCUAGCUCGCCCCCAGCGCUGACAUAUGCGCCACCGCACAUAAGAUAUUUGGAUUACUCUAAAUCGCAAUAACAAUGUGAUCCAAGAAAUUCUUCAGCUCGUUAAUCAUCGCUCAAGUGACGCGAACAAUUCCGCCAGAUACAGUUCGCAGUACGUUUCCACAUGGCGGUCUUCAGUCCACUACAAUUCUUCAUCUUCCCAUUCCUCUUCUUCGUUGCCCUUCCGCUUGCCCUCUGCGCCGGCUUCACGACCAUCUUAGCAUUCAUGGUCUUGUUCUUACGCCUAUUCCUCGUAUAUUUCGACGUCGGGCUCGAGACUUUGCGAUAUCUGUUGGUAGGCCAUCCCGCACAUCGGCGGACUCCUUCCGGUACCCCGCCACACUCGCUAGAAUCCUCCCCACCAUCUUCGCCCGAAGCGCGGCAUAGGCGCCGACGCAGCAAGAUGCAAGGCAGCUUUAGUAGCGGUUCUGCCACGCCUAUUGGUGGCUUCGAUGGUCUUGCCUUGACACCCACUACUGGGCUCGAAAGGGACUUCGAGGGUGUGGGAGGAUGGAGAUUAGAUGGUGUAGAUAUCGAUGCUGAUGCCACGGACCAACAGUGGUACAGUCUUAACUCGCGGCUCGAACUUCCGGACCGUCGCCAUCGUUCUAGAUCACAUAGCGGAGGUGCUGUGUUGCCAGGAAAUAGCGGGCUAGGCCUUUACAUGGAGGGCGCGAAUGCGUCGACGGCCUAUAAUCCGGAAGGACUAAGAAUGUAUGCAUCGCCCAACAGCUCAAGAUCAAGAACACCAACAAGUAGUAGGCCACGUAGCUUCACCAAGGUCGACGAUAACGAAUAUUUCUCCAUAGUAGAAAGGAAGCAUGCCAAAAGUGGUCGGUGUUAAGAAUAACGAGGAUACAACACGUUCGAGAGUUAUUAACAAAAGGCUUUACCAGAGAUAAUUGGUUUAUAUAAAGAUUGCCUUGCUGGAUAGAAAGGGUUGGCGUUGCGUAAAAAUCUUUUACGUAUGGGUUCGUGGGGGGCGAGUCAGGAGUGCGGUUUCAAGAUCAGAAGUUAUGGACAACAGGUUUGAUCUUGAUUUAGGUAUCUGACAAAAGUGGGAUCCGGCGCUUGUUUGUAUCACAACUCAAA
Daldinia loculata is the source of this 1510-nucleotide messenger RNA. RefSeq lists its product as uncharacterized. The record is from RefSeq and is a predicted model, not a curated record. The coding region runs from base 543 to 1262 and encodes 239 amino acids. NCBI's taxonomy places the organism in Eukaryota, Fungi, Ascomycota, Sordariomycetes, Xylariales, Hypoxylaceae. The transcript has a single exon.